AUGAAACAGGUUGAAUUGCGGAUAAACACUGAUGGAAUAGUGAAAGCAUUCGAAGCCGUAAAAAGAAAGUACAACAUAACCGGAGGCAUGCCAAACAUCAAUACAAUGAAAUACUUGAGCGUACUGAAGGACAUAUUCAGCGAGAACCUUGAGCUAGAAAGCGUGCACAGCGACGAAGAAAAGAAAGACAUUCUAGACAUAGUUACGAACAGCAUCUAUCUGUACUUUAUCGAUAUCAACUGCGGAAUGUUUAAUCUAUAUAACCUGCACUUUGCGCCAUAUCGCAGCGACAUAAACGCAGUUAAAUCCUCCUGCAUUAACAUAGCCAACGAUGUCAUAAACCCAAACCCGUUCAUAUACAGCUCCACCCACGGAAUCUGUAGAACAGACAGCGCGCUCGGCAAUGCCAGCGAAGACACGAGCCCUCGGACAUGCACUCUGGAGAUUGACGAUGCAGCCUUUUCAGGCCUGAAAGGUCUCCUCCGGUUUACUUCAGAGAGCCUGGACAGACACCUCUCCAUAAGCUACAUAUUCAGCCUACUGGCCUCGGAGGGCAUGGAUAUCAUAAAAGACUUCUCUCCCGUAGAAAGAUACUACACGCUGCGCCAGCUGUACACCAUCAGAGAAAAAGAGAGCGGAGCACCGCUGGUGGACUACGGGCUGAAGGUUUUGCACAGAAAGUAUCACAAAAUUGCUGACCUGAUUGAGAAAAUUAAAGAAAGAGAAAAUAGUGCUAACAAUGAGCUGGACAUAACCGGGGAAAUCACUGAGAUAUUCGCUCCUGGGGAGCUAGAAGUAGUCAUCUCUAUCAGCGAGAAUCUAGCAAUGAUCGACGGAGAGAAAAGAACACACAGCCAGAUUCUCAGCGCGCUGGAGUACAUGGCAAAGAACACUGCAAUACUGAAAGAAAGAGACAAUGGGCCAAACACUCUGAAGAUAAAGCCUGAUCUAAGCAAUUUCUAUAGAAACUAUGUAGCUGACGGGAGCAUAGAGAGAAUAGCACACGAAAGAAAAAACAAUCUGAGUGCAGAAAUAAAAAGGAAAAAAGAGGCUCUAGAAAAAGAAAAAAUAAGCUAUGAUCUAGCAAAAGAACAGAAGAGCGAAGAGGAAAGAGAAAGCAUGAGGAGUUCUAUCCGCAAGCUGGAAGAGGAUGUGUAUUUUCUGGAGUUUGACGAAAGAAAAGAGGACGUACGGCUUAGAAACAUGAAGGAGCUGUUUCGCAGCUUGCUAUACUAUCUGCCCGAAAUAGCCCCAUUCCAGCGCGAAUACAUGCUCAAAAAGAUAAAAGAAUUUGCAAAGGCACUGAACGUAGAGGUCGAACUAGCAGACGGAGUGAAUAAAAUGGUUAAAGAAGUAGAGAUAGUCAAAGCACCAGAAGAACACCAAGUGCUGCAAAUGAAUAAAGCACCAGAAGAACACCAAGUGCUGCAAAUAGAUGAAGCACCUAAAGAAAUAGAAUCUCUCUCAAUAAAACCAAAGGCCAAAAAAGGUAUGUUUAGAGUAUUAGCACCCUGCGUUGCUCUUGUAGCAGCACCUGUGUUGUUUUUCAGCCACCACUCAAAAAGUAAAACAAAGAAUGCUACUAGAAACAGUAAUUUUGAGCUGUGA
Nematocida minor is the source of this 1608-nucleotide messenger RNA. RefSeq lists its product as uncharacterized. The transcript has a single exon. The record is from RefSeq and is a predicted model, not a curated record. NCBI's taxonomy places the organism in Eukaryota, Fungi, Microsporidia. The coding region runs from base 1 to 1608 and encodes 535 amino acids.